AUGGCAGAUAAUGAGAAUGCGACGCGCGCACCGGAGAGUGAUGCGCAAGAACAACCUGCUGCUGAUCCAGCGGUAGAGCAAAGUGUGUUCCCAGGAGACACCAGAGCGCAAGAAGGACCGACAAUGGGUGACCAUUGUACAACGGACCGCCCAGCACCCACUGGCGAGAAACCAUCCGGCGAAAUCUCUAAAGUUGGCGGCAUAGACUGCUACAUCACCAAACCGACCGACUACCCACACUCACCGUCGAAGCUCCUGCUCCUGCUGACUGGCGGAACGGGAUACCAGUCCACGAACAACCAGCUGCAAGCGGACAAAUAUGCUUCAGAAGGCUAUCUCGUUGUCAUGCCCGACCAAUUCGACAACGACCCGGCACCGAACUCGGUCGAUAUGGCAGAAGUCAAACAAGACACGUCAUGGCUAGAAAGCAUAAAGCUGAAGACUGCCGAGGGAAUCAAGAGCUUCAUGAUUGACAUGUGGCUUGCGAGGCAUACGCCUGAGAAGGUACUGCCAUUGCUGCACAAAGUAGUCGAGGGCGCGAAGGAAGAAUUCGCCGACGCGGUUGCGAAUGGAGGUGGCAUCUACGGCGUCGGAUACUGCUUUGGAGCCAAGUACAUUCUGAUCCUGGCCGGAGAGAACUCAGAUCCUUUCACGACUCCAGGACAAUCGAAUGACGAGGAGACAGGUCCUGUUAAGAAGGAGCCGGUCCUCAAGGCUGGGGCUAUCGCGCAUGGAACAAUGGUCACAUUGGAGGACCUCGAAGGCGUCAAAGCGCCUGUAUACAUCGCAGCUGUAAAGGACGACCCGUUGUUCUCCGAAGAAGAGGUUCUGACGCCUGGGCGACGGACGAUGGAGAAGAACAAGGUCGAGCACGAGGUUCAAGUCUUCCCAGACGUACCACAUGGCUUUGCAGUGCUGGGAGACUAUGAUGACCCCAAGAUCAAGCAGUCACAAACACAGGCGUUUGGGCAGAUGUUGGGCUGGAUCCAAGGUCAUUGA
Parastagonospora nodorum SN15 is the source of this 999-nucleotide messenger RNA. RefSeq lists its product as hypothetical. The transcript has 2 exons. The coding region runs from base 1 to 999 and encodes 332 amino acids. Lineage: Eukaryota; Fungi; Ascomycota; Dothideomycetes; Pleosporales; Phaeosphaeriaceae. Gene Ontology annotation, molecular function: hydrolase activity. The record is from RefSeq and is a predicted model, not a curated record.